AUGUGCCAGGCCCGGGUCCAGUACGUGCUGGGGCGCAACUUCUCGUACUUUAGUUUAUUCCGUCUCACGCAGGGCGUGGACUCGGUGAGGCUUGCGUGGAACAAAGUGUUGUUUUGCAGAUUUGACUCCGUGCAGUGGCGUGAGUUACGUCGCAAUUUUCCCCAUCUUUUGAACGGGGCUGAUGCCGUUGCACUGAUUGAGAAGGUGCCCUCACAGACGGCUUCCUUCUUACGUCUUGUGAGGCAACGACAACUAAGGUGGCCUUCGCAGGGGCGAACAAGAGGUGUGAACAGCGUGAACAACAAAAAAGCGGCAGUAACAUGUUUACGCCGCACAAUAUUUUGUCUCCUCUUGCCUCAUCUACUCUUAUCGCUGCGGGGGAGGGCUAACUGA
Trypanosoma rangeli is the source of this 393-nucleotide messenger RNA. RefSeq lists its product as uncharacterized. Lineage: Eukaryota; Euglenozoa; Kinetoplastea; Trypanosomatida; Trypanosomatidae. Bases 1 to 393 code for a protein of 130 amino acids. The transcript has a single exon. The record is from RefSeq and is a predicted model, not a curated record.